Molecule: messenger RNA, 599 nt
Organism: Ruditapes philippinarum (Manila clam)
Lineage: Eukaryota; Metazoa; Mollusca; Bivalvia; Venerida; Veneridae
Exons: 2
Coding region: 93-395 (100 amino acids)
Source: RefSeq, a predicted model, not a curated record
AUUUAGGAAACGUUGAAAGUUUGAGAGAGGCGCAUGCACAACUUGGCAAUGUUGAUAGGCAGUUUACUAGAAUUAUUGAAUUCUGGUCUAACAUGGCUGCAGCUGUUAAAGCCUUACGAGAUGAAUCCACUUCAGGAAGUGUUUAUCUUGCUCAAAUAGAAAAUCAAAAAUUUGCAAAAAGAUUUCAAGAAUCAAUUGGUCGAGCAGAAAAGGGUUGGAAGUUUUUUGGUCGAAUCUGUAGUGACUACGUACAAGAGAGUGACACGGAAAUCUACUCCCUUUACAACUUCCUGUCAGCACCUAUAGACAAAAUGGCCGCCGAAGCACGCGCACAACGUCAGCAAGAUGUGUUGCUUGAAAUUGAGGCUGACAUAGAGAACUCAUAUCCAAAAUAAGAUUUUGGAAACAAUUACUGCUUUCAUAUUAUUACUAAAGUAUAUAAUAAAACAUCCUGGGGAGCAUUUUUUGUACCAGCUUUAUUUAAAAUUCAACAAUGGCACGCAAUAUUCUGUUGUUCACAAUGAUCUUAAUUAAAAAAUAGCGCACAUUAUUUUUAAACAUUGUGUUUUAGCUCACGAACCGAAUGUUCACGGUGGGCU